AGGAACAGGAGGCCCACCAGGCACAGGAGGUCCACCAGGAACAGGAGGUCCACCAGGCACAGGAGGUCCACCAGGCACUGGAGGCCCACCAGGCAAAGGAGGUCCACCAGGAACAGGAGGUCCACCAGGCACAGGAGGUCCACCAGGUACAGGAGGUCCACCAGGAACAGGAGGUCCACCAGGCAGAAGAGGUCCACCAGGGACAGGAGGUCCACCCGGACAGAAGGGAAUGAAAGGAAUGAAAGGACUUCCUGGAGGGGGAAAGGGAUCUAAGGGAAUGAAAGGUAUGAAAGGCGACAGAGGGCUACCAGGUUUGAAAGGGAUGAAAGGCAUGAAAGGCAACAGAGGGACAGGUUCCAAAGGAAUGAAGGGCGAUAGAGGGAUGCCGGGUUUCAAUGGGAUUAAAGGGAUGAAAGGCGACAAAGGGAGAAGAGGCAACAGAGGAAUGAAAGGCAACAGAGGGAUGAAAGGCAACAAAGGGAGGAGAGGUAACAGAGGGAUGAAGGGCUCCAAAGGAUCCCCAGGAAUGAUACUAAUCCUACCAAACAGAGGCCGGACGACCCCAGCUGGUCUACCUUUUGGAACAGGCCGUGGUACCUUAGGAGGCUUCCAAACCAGUGCAGGUUUCGGUACAACCGCGAGCGCCGGAAACACUCCGCGUUUUGGACAGAACAACAGGGGGCUCACCAUAUUUAGGAACCAAAAUUUCGCUGCAACCCGUUCAUCCGUCUUAAAUACAGGGAUCUUCGGACAGAACUUUGGACAAAACUUUAGACUAAACCUUGGACAGAACUUUAGACUUAACGUUGGAGGGACCACAACGAGAGGACCAAAUAUUUUCAGAUUCCCCCUAUUUAACAGGCUGCAAUCUGAAUCCAAAGGCAUCCAGAAAAAUACUCAGAAUAUCAGGUCAGUGGAAACAAAUGUGAACAACGUUGUCGCAGUAACAAUCACGCUGGCAGUAGCGGUCGUGGUGCUGCUGGUGGUGAUUGUUGUCGUGUGGAGAAGAGCAGCGAGGAUCAAGGAGACGUUACAGGAGAAAUUACAACAAGAAAUAUCUCAGCUACAAGAACAAAUAGCCAACAUUGAACCAGCUACACAUAACAGCGACGGCGACAGUUCAAUAGUGUAA
Messenger RNA from Lingula anatina, 1132 nucleotides. RefSeq lists its product as uncharacterized. The record is from RefSeq and is a predicted model, not a curated record. Lineage: Eukaryota; Metazoa; Brachiopoda; Lingulata; Lingulida; Lingulidae.